Molecule: messenger RNA, 2022 nt
Organism: Esox lucius (northern pike)
Lineage: Eukaryota; Metazoa; Chordata; Actinopteri; Esociformes; Esocidae
Product: apolipoprotein L3-like
Exons: 10
Coding region: 383-1609 (408 amino acids)
Biological process (GO): lipoprotein metabolic process; lipid transport
Cellular component (GO): extracellular region; membrane
Molecular function (GO): lipid binding
Source: RefSeq, a predicted model, not a curated record
CAGGAUGAAUGCCAGAUGUCAGCUUUGCAUCUCUGAAUCAGUGUGACAUAUUUAACCAUCAAAAUCUAUUUUCAUAUGCUAAUUUUGAGUACUAUAUCUGUAAGAUAUUUUAUUUGCCCAUUUUGCGCAAUAUCCCAGUGGGCCAUGUUUAAACUGAAUGAGUAGUUACAUUUUGGUACAUCAGUCUCCCAAACCAGUUACAAUUUAGUGUGUCGGGCAUACUUUGGUGAAGUGAAUGAUGUAGAAAGACCAGACUUUUAGGCACUGCCUUCUGAAAAAUAAGAUAUAAAAGAAACAUUGUCCUCUAUUUGGAGGAGGUAAAGAGAGAGAAUAGAUACUACAGGAGAACAGUGCUUCAUGAGCUAAGAAUCUAAGAACUGACAUGGCAAAGGCUCCACUUCCUCUCCCCAGGAAAUAUUUAAUGGGGAAGUCUUUGGAUAGUGCUAGAGCCUCUGGUCCACCGUCUCCUUCGGACACACCUGGCCCAGGGGUUGGUGAAGGAAAGAUGCAUGGUCCGGACCGGCCCGGCGUGGCCCACAAGAAGUGGCCCGUGAGACAUUAUUCUCAACCAGAAGUUGGUAAUGCAGCUGGAAAUGAGGGGGGUGUGGCUGACAGGAUCAAGCAGUUUGAAGCUGAAAAGUACCAGAACAAGCAAGUGAUGGGCAGUCCUCUUCCCAAGGCCACGUUCGUCUUUGACGGAGAUGACCCCAGUACCCCUCUCAGUCAGGAUGUUUUUUUUCAGCAGGAUAUUAAUUUGGAUGCAGACUGCCUGAUAGAAUGGUGGGAGAAGGUUCAAGAUGAAUCAUGGGAACAGCUUGUAAAUGACCCUGAACACACCAAGAAGGGAGAAGCAGAACAGUUCACUGUGAAGGCCCAGAGGGUCCUGAACGCAGUGCAGCUGUUCAACCUCCUUCUGAAUACACAUGGGGAGAACCUGAAGAGUCACAUAUAUGAACUCAAUGGCAUUGCAGACAACUUAGAUAAGUUCUCCAAGGGAACCAAGAUCGCUGGUAUCACGGGUGGAGCUACAGGGGCAGUUGGAGGGGCAGCGGCUGUGGCAGGGGUGCUGUUUGCCCCCGUCACCUUUGGAGCCUCACUGGCCUUGACAGUCCUCGGCGUCGGUGUAGCGGCAGCUGGAGGGGUGACAGGCGCCUCUGCUGCUAUAGCUAACAAAGUAAGCAGCACAAAUGACAGGAAGAAAAUUGAGCUGGUCCUCCAGGACUUCCAAGCCAAAAUGGAUGAUAUUGAGGCCUGUUUGACAUUUAUGAAUGUUGGCAUGGAGCAGCUGAGAAAGCAUGACCUCUCAACACUGAAGGUGGUGAACACAGCGACCUACAGAGUGGCCAAGGCGGCCGAGGUGACAGGAGUGGGAAGCACCAGUGCUAUUAAAGCCAGUAGUAAAGUGUCAGGGAAUCUCCAAGGCUUCGCUCUGGGCAUGGACAUGUAUUUCUCUAAGAGCAAGAAUGCCAAAGGAGAGCCAAAGCUGAAGAGUAAACUAGCGUCCGAAUUUGGAAGGAAAAUACGUGAAAUGGCUCAGCAGUUGGAUGAAGGGCUAAAUGAAUUGUUCAAGGUCAAAGAUGGCCUAGUGGAAAACAAUCUCAUCCUCUGAAUGGGGCAGAGCAGUGAAACCAAGUAAAAGAUAAUUUGUGAAAAGCACAGUUUGUCACAUUAACAAGGUUAAAUUGCAAUUCCUAAUUCUAAACUCUACCUAUUUACUUCUAAGGAACACAAACAAAUACAUAGCAACCAGGUAAUGAGAACUGGUAAAACAAAAAAUGGCGUCCAACAUUCAGUUAGGUUCUAUUAGGUUCUAAGUCGUCUGUGAAUGAGAAGUCUUGGCGAGGCUUUGAUGGAUGCAGUUUAUUUUCCUUUCCUUCUACACAUUCUUAGUUUGUGCAUUGUGUUCUAAGGGGUUCUUCAGUUGCUGUUCUCUAUUGGGACAGAACAAUUACCAUUUUUAUAUAUUUAAGUAAGAACACCCUUACUUUUGUACGUCACUUUUCUACCACCUGGGUGGAAGGA